AUGAAGGAAGAAGAGGCCGGCAAGCCGGGCAACCUGGGUUCUCCCUACAUUGAAGAGCAGGAACACGAGGAGGGACAACAGGAACAGGAACAAGAAGGUUUGGAUCCUCUGGACCUUGCUAUAAAUGUUGAAGCUCGGCUAACAGAUUCCGAUGCCAGUGCCAUCCCAGUAAGCCAACAACAGCACACACUAGACUUUUUCGAAACAGAGAAAAGCCCACACCCACCGCAAAAAGAUUCGGAGGCCACCCCAACAAGCAACCAACAGCACACACUAGAUUUUCUCGAAACAGAGAAAAGCCCACACCCACACAAAAUAGGAGCAGUACUGGCCAAAGGCCCACAGCCUGACCUAGCCAAAAAAAAGGCUGAAUACAGGGAAGAAAAUGUAGCAAUGGUCGAACUGGCCAGAAUAAUGGAGGCUCGGCUCCAAGAUUCUGGUCUCUACCAAGGUGAAAAUAUUACCACUCCAGAGCACGAUGACACCCGAAUUGAACUUGUCGACGCUCCGGAGGAUACGGUGCAAAAUGACGACAAUUUGGGAAUUAUGCCUUUGCCUCCAUUGGAACGUACUUCUGUCAACAGAAGAGCUCAAGUACAACCAGGAGCCUACCCGGGUGGAGGAAAUUUUCAAGGAACAGAGGAAGAUCUGGAAACAACAGAGAUACACAUUGAGCCAGCGACUACUGGACCACCUAUGAUUGAACCAGAAAUUGACACUAGUGGCUUGGCUGUGGCAAACUUGGUUCAAGAUGAAACAACCGCUCAGGAUCUGCCCCAGGCUCAAGAUUACAGUCCCGACAACAUCAACAGAGAAGAAAGGAUGAAGCAAUUCAAAACCAGGGUCCUCUUGGGAGUCAUUGUCUUGUUGGCUAUCAUCAUGAUUUCGGUAGCCAUCCUGAUUCCUCAAAGUCAAGGGGAUCUUUUCCCAACAACCUCACCUAUAUCCACAAUUCUGGAGAACCCAGGAUCACCCCAGUCAAGGGCAUUCAAAUGGCUUAUGGAAGAGAUUGACAUCCUACGCAACCUUACAGAGCAAAGAGUUGUACAACGGUUUGUCCUAGCAACUUUCUACUUUGCUGUUAGCAAAGACCAAUGGUUCUCCAGUGACAAUUGGCUCAACCACAGCGUUCAUGAGUGCCUUUGGUAUUCAAGCUUAGAGGAUUAUUAUUACUAUUUUGAGGCCAAUACCAAUAUAUAUAUGCCGCUGGAUCACAUCAGUCCAUGUGAGCAUGAACCAACUGGAUAUCUACAGGAUGGCAUCUUGUAUCAGGGAGAUGGAAUCCUAAAACAUUUUUGGCUAUCCUACAAUGGACUGGUGGGAUCAGAGAUUCCACCAGAGCUCUACUUGCUCACAGACCUCAAAAGCUUGGCAUUGGAUGAAUUGAACCUUACCAGCACCAUCCCAGAAGAGCUCUCCGGGCUUUCAAAUUUGGAAUAUCUAUCGAUGUUGGGAUGUGGGCUGUUUGGCUCCAUUCCCGAGGCAAUAGGACGAUUGUCAAAACUUGGAAACAUAUUGGUUGGUUUAAACUCCCUGACAGGAACUAUUCCAUCAUCCCUUUAUUCGCUGACGAGCUCCAUGAGAUGCAUUAUUGUAACGGAAAAUCAGCUGACAGGACCAAUACCAACAGAGUUGGGAUUGCUAACCAAUUUGCGGGGUCUACUACUUGACACCAACCUUUUCACCGGGACUAUUCCCACAGAGCUUGGCAGAUUGACUCUCUUGGAGUCCGUACUCCUUCACAUCCUAAUGUUGAGUGGUACUAUCCCCAAUGAAGUUGUUUUGCUUUCAGACAUGAAACAUCUUGAACUGGAUGACUCGGGCAUUACUGGGACAAUUCCUGGGUGGUUUGGCAACAUGACAUCUAUGGAAGGCUUGACGAUAGCGUUCAACUCCUUUACUGGGACUAUCCCAACAGAACUCGGCCUUCUAACAAAGAUGCUUGUUUUGUGGCUUAAUUCGAAUGCUUUGUCGGGCACAAUCCCAAGUGAAUUGGGAAUGUACAAGCAAGCUUUUGUGUUGAACUUGCAUACCAACAAGCUGACAGGGACCAUUCCAACAGAGCUUGGUUUACUUACUGAGUUAGUUCAGUUGAAGCUAGAAAAUAACAGUUUGACUGGAACAGUGCCCCUGGAGCUUGGAAAUGUUUCAUUCCCUGCACCUUAUGGAGAAGUCUAUUUGCAUGGAAAUGAUCUCUCUGGCAUUAUCCCUGAGAGCUUGUGUUCUGCCCACGAUCUUGUUUUUGACUGCAGCACCUUGCUCUGUGGAUGUGGCUCAUGUAACUGUUCUGACUUUGAAACAUUACUGAUACUGCAGGGAGAACCUACAAAUGAAGAUGGUCAGUUACUGAGUGGAACAAACCAAACUGAACCCUGA
This is a messenger RNA of Seminavis robusta, 2376 nucleotides long. NCBI's taxonomy places the organism in Eukaryota, Bacillariophyta, Bacillariophyceae, Naviculales, Naviculaceae. The record is from the annotation of a GenBank genome assembly.